UGAGAGGGAUGAACUGAAAAGUACUGAUGCUAUGGAGAAUAUUUAUGCUAAUGUUAAUGCUGACAAUGUGGCAGGAAGGCAACAAUUUGCUAAGAGUAACCUCCUCAGAGGUGCUGUAGUGUGUCUGGGGCUGCUGUGUGUUCUUCUACUGGCUGGGAUCAUAGGCCUUUGUGUCCACUACAACAGAGUGGCAGGUGACUUUCAGGAAGAGCAGACUAAGUUAUUGAGAGAGACAGACCAGCUAAAGACGGAGAAAGACCAGCUACAGACGAAGAGAGACCAGCUACAGACAGAGAGAGACAAGCUACAGGGGGAGAGAGAUAACCAGGAGCAACAUUUUAAAAAGGGAUGGAGUCAUUUUGGAUCCCGUUUUUACCUCUUCUCCACUGAGGAGAAAACCUGGGAGCAGAGCAAACAGGACUGUCUAAGUAGAGGAGCAAACCUGGUGAUCAUAAAUAGCAAAGAGGAACAGAAUUUUAUCAGUGGAUUUAAGGGGAUGUUCUGGAUUGGUCUGACUGACAGAGAGACAGAGGGGUCAUGGAAAUGGGUGGAUGGAACACCACUGACCAUACAGUACUGGAAGAGUGGAGAGCCUAACAGUUAUGGCAGUGGAGAGGACUGUGCUGAGAGAAGCUUAAUUUAUUCUAACCCAGAGCAGAACUGGAAUGAUGCACCAUGUGAUCAACUGAAGUUAGGGAUCUGUGAGAAAGUGGCUUAUCCAUAACUCAAACUGCAUAUAUAUUUUAUUUUCUAGAUUAUAUGAACCAUUAAGUAAUAUACUGUAUAUGCUUUUAUUUACAACUCCUGCUUGGACUAUUGCAUAAAACUAUUACAUUAUAAUUUCAAUUAUAAUUUCAAUUAAUUAUAUU
This is a messenger RNA of Coregonus clupeaformis (lake whitefish), 869 nucleotides long. Its product is annotated as C-type lectin domain family 4 member E. The transcript has 6 exons. Lineage: Eukaryota; Metazoa; Chordata; Actinopteri; Salmoniformes; Salmonidae. Bases 32 to 724 code for a protein of 230 amino acids. The record is from RefSeq and is a predicted model, not a curated record.